Condylura cristata (star-nosed mole) is the source of this 1794-nucleotide messenger RNA. It is a transcript of the gene SRPRB, whose product is annotated as signal recognition particle receptor, B subunit. Bases 46 to 861 code for a protein of 271 amino acids. Gene Ontology annotation, biological process: protein targeting to ER. Gene Ontology annotation, cellular component: signal recognition particle receptor complex. The record is from RefSeq and is a predicted model, not a curated record. The transcript has 7 exons. Lineage: Eukaryota; Metazoa; Chordata; Mammalia; Eulipotyphla; Talpidae.
CAGGGCCACGUUGCUUUGUGGAGCCGGAGACAGUACGCCUCAGACAUGGCUGCCGUGGACUCCCGGCGAAUGGGGAAUGGCGAUGGUGUCGGGGGCGCUUUCCAACCCUAUAUAGACUCCUUGAAACAGGAGCUGCAGCAGAGGGACCCGACGUUGCUGUCAGUCGUGGUGGCGCUUCUUGUGGUGUUCCUGACGCUGGUGUUCUGGAAGUUCAUUCGGAGCAGAAGGAGCAGUCAAAGAGCUGUGCUACUUGUUGGCCUUUGUAACUCCGGAAAAACACUGCUUUUUGUCAGAUUGUUAACAGGCCUUUACAGAGACACUCAGACGUCCAUUACAGACAGCUCUGCUGCAUACAAAGUCAACAAUAACAGGGGCACUAACCUGACCUUGAUUGACCUCCCUGGCCAUGAGAGCUUGAGACUUCAAUUCUUAGAGCGGUUUAAGGCAUCAGCCAGGGCUGUGGUGUUUGUUGUGGAUAGUGCAGCAUUCCAGCGGGAGGUGAAAGAUGUGGCUGAGUUCCUCUAUCAAGUCCUCAUUGACAGCAUGAGUUUGAAGAACACACCGUCAUUCUUAAUUGCCUGCAAUAAGCAAGAUAUUACAAUGGCAAAAUCAGCAAAGUUAAUUCAGCAGCAACUUGAGAAAGAGCUCAACACUUUACGAGUUACCCGUUCUGCUGCCCCCAGCACACUGGACAAUUCCAGCACUGCUCCUGCUCAACUGGGAAAGAAAGGCAAAGAAUUUGAGUUUUCACAGUUGCCCCUCAAGGUGGAGUUCCUGGAGUGUAGCGCCAAGGGCGGGAGAGGGGAUGCCGGCUCUGCUGACAUCCAGGACUUGGAGAAAUGGCUGGCUAGCGUCGCCUGAGGGGCAGGGCAGAGGCUUGAGACACCAUGUGGAUCUGUGUGACUGACAGCUUGGGGAUAUUUUACAUAUAUAAAGGCACAUGUACUGCAGCCUGGAGCUGGGGAAGAAGUGGUUAAAAUGUUACAAGCAUUUCUUUUUUCUAGAAACAAAUUACUUUUGAAACCAACUUGGGAUUUUUCUUUUUAUUCGGUUCCCCCUUUUAAGCCUGAGUCACUCUGGACUCGUGUCUCUUCCUUUUGUUAAAGUGUAGUGUCCCUUUAGCAUACACAGAGUCAAGGUCAGUGUGAUGACAGACACCCCAUGUAGAAAGGAUGUCAUCAUGAGAACAUGCCUGUCGUCUGGAAAGUGUUCUUAGCCUCUUCUGCUGUAUUGGUCCUCUUUGCCCAGAAACAAACCCGAUGGGCGAGGAACCAGUUGCUUUCUAGUGGUGCUGAUGUUCACGGGCACCUCUGAGUGCUCAGAUUUGUAGGUUCAGUUAGAAUACAGCCUCCUGGUGUCAUGAAAGGCACAAACAGCAGAGCCCAGCUAACAGUUCUUCGUCAGCUCAGAGACUUGCCCAUACUGUUGCCUCUUGGUACUUAAGAGAUCAAAACUAGAGCAUGAACCCUGGAGUCAUGCCCAGGCAGCAGGGUCUAGUGUGCUUCCGUGGUCACCCUAACUGGGAAGUAUGUGGAGACUUAUUCUGUUUUUCUGUGUUUCUGGGUGGCUUAGGACUCAGGAUAUCUUUAUGUGCUAUUUGUUCAGCUUCGGUUUUGUAUCCUUACCUAGAACACCGUGGAACAAUUAUAAAAUGAAGAAAAUCCUCAUUGGAUUUUUAAAGUGCAUUCUGUGAUGGUUUAUUUAAAUGUCUCCCUUUUUGAAGUGGGAUUCAGUGCUGUCUUCCUAAACGUGUGGCUUUUUAAAGUCAUUAAUAUAAUAAAACUGUCUAACCAU